Messenger RNA from Lodderomyces pseudojiufengensis, 1266 nucleotides. It is a transcript of the gene ADA2, whose product is annotated as chromatin-binding transcription regulator. NCBI's taxonomy places the organism in Eukaryota, Fungi, Ascomycota, Pichiomycetes, Serinales, Debaryomycetaceae. Gene Ontology annotation, molecular function: protein binding; chromatin binding; zinc ion binding. Gene Ontology annotation, biological process: chromatin remodeling; regulation of transcription by RNA polymerase II. The transcript has a single exon. Gene Ontology annotation, cellular component: SAGA-type complex; nucleus. The record is from RefSeq and is a predicted model, not a curated record. Bases 1 to 1266 code for a protein of 421 amino acids.
AUGGAUGCACGUAAAUUAUUCCAUUGUGAUGUUUGUUCUUCGGAUUGUACAAAUAGGUUAAGGGUCCAAUGUGCCAUAUGUUCAGAUUAUGAUUUAUGUGUGCCAUGUUUUGCAGCAGGAUUAACUACAGGAGAUCAUAAACCAUGGCAUGAUUAUCAAAUAAUAGAACAAAAUACAUAUCCAAUAUUUGAUAGAAAUUGGGGAGCUGAUGAAGAGUUACUUUUGAUACAAGGAUGUGAAACUUUUGGAUUAGGGAAUUGGGCAGAUAUUGCUGAUCAUAUUGGAAAUAGAUCAAAGGAGGAAGUGGCACAACAUUAUUAUAAGAUCUAUCUCGAAAGUAAAGAUUAUCCAUUACCUGAAAUGAAUAAAGAUUUUACAAAUAUACCACCAUUACAAUUCCUAGAAGAAAGAAAAGAAAGAUUAGAGAAAAGAAGAAAUAUGCCAUUACCACCACCAAAGGGUAAACCAGUUGCAUCAGUUCCAUUAUGUCAUGAAAUUCAAGGUUAUAUGCCAGGAAGAUUAGAAUUUGAUCAUGAAGCUGAAAAUGAAGCAGAAGUACCUAUAAAAGAUAUGAUUUUUGAUCCAGAUGAUAUGAUUAAUGAUAUUGAAUUAAAAUUGACAAUUUUGGAUAUAUAUAAUUCAAGAUUAACAACAAGAGCAGAGAGGAAAAGAGUAAUGAUUUUAAACAACUUAUUAGAAUAUAGAAAAAAUGUAAGUUUAGAUAAACGAAAAUCAAAGGAAGAAAAAGAUUUACUCAAAAAGAUUAAUGCAUAUAUAAGGGUAUUGACACCAUCAGAUUUUGAAAGUUUUACCAAUGAUUUAUUGGCAGAAAUUCGAUGUAGAAUAAGAAUUCAACAAUUACAAGCAUGGAGGAAGAAUGGUAUUACUACAUUAGAAGAUGGAGCUAAAUAUGAGAAAGAUAAAUUGAUUAGAAGUGCACAUUAUAUAAGAAAUGGUGCAAGACAUACCCCAUUAUCACCUCCUCCACAAACACAACCACCAAAACCAAUGGGGAGAACUCCUUUAGACAUAACGCAUUCAACGGAUUAUGAAUUAUUAUCUGCGGAAGAAAAACAACUAUGUGCAACAUUGAGAAUUUUACCAAAACCUUAUUUAGCCAUAAAGAAUCAAUUAAUGAAAGAAGCUGUUAAAAACAAUGGAGUUCUCAAAAAGAAAGAUGCAAGACAAGUAUUAAAAAUUGAUGUAAAUAAAGCUUCCAAAAUUUAUGAAUUUUUUGUACAAAUGGGUUGGUUAUCCCAAGGUUAA